AACCCAUCCAUCCAUCCCACUUCUAUUACUUCAUAAACAGCUUCUUACGCCCUACUCCCUUCACCCUACCCAAUAGCCUCCUCAUUAAGUAAUGGCCUCCAUCACCAGCCUCUCCAGUGCCAUGGUGAGCCCCUCCUUCAUCCGCCGCCAGCCCCUCACAAGCCCACGCUCUCUUUUCGGCCUCAAACCCCUGAAAGGUGGCAGCCUUACCAUGGGUGCAUACAAUGUAAAGCUGGUGACUCCUGAUGGACCUCAAGAAUUUGAGUGCCCAGAUGACGUUUACAUUCUAGACCAAGCUGAAAAACUGGGCAUCGAUCUUCCCUACUCCUGCAGGGCUGGGUCUUGCUCUACCUGUGCUGGUGUUAUCAAACAAGGCAGUGUGGAUCAGUCGGAUGGCAACUUCCUUGACGAUGACCAAAUUGCCGCUGGUUUUGUUCUCACUUGCGUGGCUUACCCUACCAGUGAUGUCGUCAUUGAAACUCACAAGGAAGAAGACAUCAACGGUUAAAUUAUAUACUAAUAAAACCGGGUUUUAUGUAACUCACAGUAUCAUAUUUUUCCUUCUUGUCGUCGCCGUCGCCGUCGUCUUGUUUGUGUGUUGUGAAGGGAUGUUAUGUUGGAUAUGUAUGAGCUAUGAAAUUACAUAAAAAUUAAUUAGAUGCAUGAGGAAUACUUGUAAGCAAAACAUGAGUGGUGCAACCAACGUAAAUUAAAAACAAAAACCGUGUUUUACAAUUA
Molecule: messenger RNA, 738 nt
Organism: Gossypium raimondii (Peruvian cotton)
Lineage: Eukaryota; Viridiplantae; Streptophyta; Magnoliopsida; Malvales; Malvaceae
Product: ferredoxin-2
Exons: 1
Coding region: 92-508 (138 amino acids)
Biological process (GO): electron transport chain
Cellular component (GO): chloroplast
Molecular function (GO): 2 iron, 2 sulfur cluster binding; electron transfer activity
Source: RefSeq, a predicted model, not a curated record